Messenger RNA from Dissoconium aciculare CBS 342.82, 633 nucleotides. Its product is annotated as PTPLA-domain-containing protein. The annotation marks the transcript as partial. The record is from RefSeq and is a predicted model, not a curated record. Gene Ontology annotation, cellular component: endoplasmic reticulum membrane. The transcript has 3 exons. Lineage: Eukaryota; Fungi; Ascomycota; Dothideomycetes; Mycosphaerellales; Dissoconiaceae. Gene Ontology annotation, molecular function: 3-hydroxyacyl-CoA dehydratase activity. Gene Ontology annotation, biological process: sphingolipid biosynthetic process; fatty acid elongation; very long-chain fatty acid biosynthetic process.
ACCAGCAAGCCAUUGAAAUCAGCCUCGCAAAGCUCAAAAUCCAAUUACCUGAUCUUCUACAACUUCAUCUCGGCGGCACUAUGGUCUGGAGUACUGGCGCAAGUCAUUCAGUUGAAUGCGACGCAGGGUCAUGAGAAGGUCUAUGCAGGCGCGGGAGAAUAUACGAAAUGGGUGCAAACACUGGCGGGCUUGGAAGUGGUACAUGCGGCUCUGGGCAUCGUCCGCGCACCUCUCCUCACCACCGUCAUGCAAGUCGCCUCGCGCUUCCUCCUCGUAUGGGGUGUUGUCGACCUCUUCCCUGCCGCUACCGGACCAAACCCAGCAUACUCGACCAUGCUGCUAGCCUGGAGUGUCACCGAGGUUAUCCGAUACAGCUACUUCGCCAUUAACUUAUCCUUUGGAAAGGUACCGAGCUGGAUGACCUGGUUGCGGUACAACACGUUCUUCGUGCUGUACCCGCUUGGCAUUAGCAGCGAGUGCUGGCUUGUGUGGCAGGCGACGGAGCCAGCGGAGAAGACGAACCCGCUGAUCAAGUACGCGUAUCUGGCGAUUUUGGCGGUCUACGUUCCAGGAUCGUACAUUCUCUUCACGCACAUGAUGGCACAGAGGCGAAAAGUGAUGAAGGCCUUACGU